AUAUUUGGUCAGUGGCCUGUGAUGAUUCUUGGCUGUUUUUUUUCCUGGUUUGUCACGUCUCCUGACCUGCAUGCUCCGUCCACGCUCAGUCCAUGUGGAGUUACAUUUGGUCAUUUGUCUUUCUUUUUUUUUAAUUGCUGUUUUAACCUGAUUCUUUUUAUUUGCCCACAUUAUUAUUUUCUUAGUUUGUUUUGAUGCACCAGCAGAAUUCUAAGCAGGAGACUGAACAUUAGUGUUGGAGAGAAUAAACUCCUGUUGCCACUAUGGACUUUCUCAAAAGGUGUUGAACUGUUGCUGCUAAAACUGUAUAGGUGCGUUUAAACUGUACAGACUGUCCAGGAUGGGGGCCGCUCGUGUGAAGCGGCGCUUUAGUGCUGUGGUGGACGGUCCGGUGGACGAAGAGGAGGUCAUGAGGCUGGCACAGAAUGCAGCAGACACAGAGGGCAGCCCCACGGGCUCCAGGGGCCCCAGCAGCCCCUCCCCCACCUCACCCACUCUCAUGUUCAACGGCAAAGCUCUGUCUCUACAGAGCAACUCCAACAAUGCCCGGAGGCAGAGCGCCUUCAAGGACUCAGCUGGAGGAGCAGGAGGAGAGGGCGGAGAGCCAGCCCCAGGCAGAGGGACUGGUGUGGGGGGCACAGAGGACCACUCCUCUCUGUCCUCCGCCUUCACCAACCGCCGCCGAAACAGACGCUCCAGCCGUCGGCCCCGGCAACGCUUUGUGGGCAAAGAUGGACGCUGCAACGUCACCUUUGUCAACAUGAGCGAGAGGGGCCAGCGCUACCUCAGUGACCUGUUCACCACCUGCGUGGACAUCCGCUGGCGCUGGAUGCUGGUCGUCUUCACCCUCUCCUUCCUCCUCUCCUGGCUGCUCUUUGGCUUCACCUUCUGGCUCAUUGCCUCUGCGCAUGGAGACCUCUCCAUGGGCCUGGCACUCAGCCCCAGCAGCUCCACUGCAGCUGGGGCAGGAGGGGCUGGGGAUGGGGAGGCUGGGGCAGGAGGGGCUGGGGCAGUGGCCGAUAGAGAGGGGGUGGAGCCCUGCUUCAUGCAGGUGACCAGUUUCAUGGCAGCCUUUUUGUUUUCUCUGGAGACACAGACUUCUAUUGGUUACGGAUUUCGAAGUGUGACUGAAGAGUGCCCCCUGGCGGUGGUGGCGGUCGUGUUGCAGUGCAUUGUGGGCUGCAUCAUUGACGCCUUCAUCAUCGGGGCGGUUAUGGCAAAGAUUGCUAAGCCCAAGAAGCGCAAUGAGACUUUGGUGUUCUCUGACACAGCCGUGGUGGCCAUGAGGGACGGGAAACUCUGCAUGAUGUGGAGAGUGGGCAACCUGCGCAAGAGCCACCUGGUGGAGGCCCACGUCCGAGCACAGUUUCUUAAGUCCAGAGUGACCACUGAGGGAGAGUUUCUUCCUUUGGACAAUGUGGACAUAAACGUGGGCUUCGACACUGGCACAGACCGAAUCUUCUUGGUGUCCCCCGUCACGAUUGUUCACGAGAUAAACGACGAGUCUCCUUUUUACGAGAUGGACCAAAGUGCUCUGGAGAGAGACUCAGAGCUGGAGGUGGUGGUCAUCCUAGAGGGCAUGGUGGAGGCCACAGCCAUGACCACCCAGUGCCGCAGCUCCUACCUGUGCUCUGAGAUCCUCUGGGGACAUCGCUUCGAACCUGUGCUUUUUCAGAGGAAGGACGGCUACCAGGUGGAUUACUCGUUUUUUAAUCGGACUUAUAGAGUUCCCAGUACGCCCUCCUGCAGUGCUAAAGAUCUGAGUGAACAGACGGGUAUCCACAGCUCACGCUCCUCUUUCUGUUACGAGAACGAGGUCGCCCUUCAGCUUGUGUCCUCUGAACUCGAGCAAAAAACUCCCUCUACACCAACACAGAGAGCAUUGCUGUCAGAGCACCUGCACCAGAACUGACCCCAUCAGCAAAUAAGCAAAAUAAAAAUCUCGUCAAGAUGUCAACAGCAGCUGACUAAUCCUGUGCACUGAUUGGUCCUGGCAAUCUGCCCAAAUCUUCAGAUACUGUCUCCCAUCUGGCCCUUCACCACAGCACUGAGCAUAAAUCAGCCAGAGGAAGUACAA
Periophthalmus magnuspinnatus is the source of this 2077-nucleotide messenger RNA. RefSeq names its product potassium inwardly rectifying channel subfamily J member 14 (gene kcnj14). Gene Ontology annotation, molecular function: inward rectifier potassium channel activity. The record is from RefSeq and is a predicted model, not a curated record. The transcript is spliced from 4 exons. NCBI's taxonomy places the organism in Eukaryota, Metazoa, Chordata, Actinopteri, Gobiiformes, Gobiidae. Bases 341 to 1912 code for a protein of 523 amino acids. Gene Ontology annotation, biological process: potassium ion import across plasma membrane; regulation of monoatomic ion transmembrane transport. Gene Ontology annotation, cellular component: plasma membrane.